UAUUUUAUUUUAUUUUUUGUCAACAUUUAACCUGAACUCAAGGCCACCAACACCAUAGAAACUUCGGAUUCCUUUCCUAUUCCCCCCCUCACACAUAGCCUCUGUCCCUAAAACUCACUACACGUCUUACUCCACUUCUUACACUAAAAACUUACACUCCACUUCCUCUGUCCCCUUUUAAUCACCUCAAAAUUUUGCUCAUUUUUUGUAGAAACGGUCGUCAGCUGCUUAGUUUUAUCCGUGAGUUUUAAUCUUCUUAUUCCUCACUGCUUUUUACAUAAAAAGACAGGUCGAUUUAGACUCCUUCCCUUCUAUUGUUUGCUCUAUUUUACAGGUAGAGUCGGUAGUUGCAUAGUCUCAUUUGAGAGUUUGAUCUCCAUUCUCCUUAAUUUUUAAAUUUUUACACAAAAAAGACGGAUCUAUUUAGGCUCCUUUCCUUUCGCUGUUUGUUUCUUUUUUCGUAGAAACAGUCGGCAGCUGCUUAUCUCACCCGAGAAUUUAAUUUUCUUGUUUUCCCCCAAAAAAAGACUAGGAUCGAUUUAGGCGCUUUCCCUUCCACUGCAUAGCAAGUUGAAAUUCAAUUCACAAUGAAACUAGUUCCCUUCUUUCUCAACUUUCUCUUCUUACUAUACCAACCCUCAAAAUGUGGUUCCACUACAAAUUCCAGUACCCAAAUUAUUUCACCAAUGUUAAUUUUACCGCUAAAAACCCAAGAAAUCCCAUCUAGCUCCUUUCCUAAAGCACCAAACAAACUCCCAUUUACACACAAUGUAACACUUACUGUUUCCCUUACAGUAGGUACACCUCCACAAAAUGUUACAAUGGUCCUCGACACAGGCAGUGAACUCUCUUGGCUACAUUCAAAUUCAACUCGAAUCCAACAAGCCGUUUUUGACCCGACCCGGUCCACUUCUUACCGACCCAUUUCAUGCUCCGAACCAACAUGCAAGACUCGAACUCAAGAUUUUUCUAUACCGGCUUCUUGUGACUCCAAGAAUUACUGCCAUGCAGUGCUUACGUACGCAGACUCUUCGUCAUCCGAAGGGAAUUUAGCUAUGGAUGUUUUUACUAUUGGCGGGUCGAAUUUUACGGGCACGAUAUUCGGGUCAAUGGAUUCGGGUUUUAGUAGUAAUACAGAUGAAGAUGAAAAAACAACCGGGUUAAUGGGUAUGAACCGUGGAUCGCUUUCUUUUGUUUCACAAAUGGGCUUUAAAAAAUUUUCAUAUUGUAUUUCUAGUUUGGAUUUUUCCGGGGUUUUACUGCUUGGUGAAAAUAAUUUUACUUGGAUUUUACCGUUAAAUUAUACGCCGUUAGUUGAAAUUUCACUUCCGUUGCCCUAUUUUGAUAGGGUAGCAUAUACGGUAAAACUUGAAGGCAUUAAAGUGAAGGGUAAAUUAUUACCGAUACCCGAAUCCGUGUUUGUACCUGACCAUACCGGGGCGGGUCAAACGAUGGUUGAUUCGGGUACACAAUUUACUUUCCUACUUGGGCCAGCUUAUAGUAUACUAAGGAAUGAGUUUUUGAACCAAACAAUGAAAAGUCUUAGGGUUUUUGAGGAUCAAGAUUUUGUUUUUCAAGGUGCAAUGGACUUGUGUUAUCGUGUACCUAUUAAUCAAACGUGGUUACCAGCAUUACCAUCGGUUAGUUUGGUUUUCCGGGGCGCUGAAAUAACAGUAUGGGGGGAGCGAUUAUUGUAUCGAGUACCGGGUGAAAUUCGGGGUAAGGAUGAAAUACAUUGUUUCACUUUUGGAAAUUCCGAGCUACUAGCUGUCGAGGCGUACAUUAUUGGACAUCAUCAUCAACAAAAUGUAUGGGUGGAAUAUGAUCUUGAAAAAUCUCGCAUUGGCUUUGCUCAAGUACGAUGUGACAUAGCGAGUCAGAGAUUUGGUCUUUUUCAUUGAAUGGAGAUUACAUCGAAGAUGUAAAAUACUAUUCCUAUUUUCUCUUAUAUAUACAUACUUCGAGUCAAAAACAAUAGAGUGCUUAUAUCCCGGUCAAAUGAUCCCAGUAUGCUACAAUGUUGUGAUUAAGGGAUUUUCGCAACAAGAGGUUUGCGUGGUCCCAAGAAAAUACACCGACCAAAUUUAAGAGUUGCCAUACUUGAAGUUGCAAGGACAUCAAAUGAAGGUGGGAGUUGUUGGUUCAUGGCUAGAGUGGUGGGUGAUUUUAAAGAGAGGCCAUCACCAUUUUGUACAAUGCUUUUUUGUGGCUGAACGUAAAGGGUGUGUUGAUUUUUUCAAAGGUAAUUAAUAAACUUCUUGUCGUGUUUAGAGAAUGCAUGGUCCAUGUAUACUCAUUGAGUUAUUUUAUCUCUAUGAAGGAUGUAGGGAAAUAUAUUGCUUAUUGUUGUAAUAGACCCUUUUAGUUGUUUGAAUUAAUUUUUUGAUACAUGUCUUGUUGAAUAUUUGAUGAACA
This is a messenger RNA of Capsicum annuum, 2415 nucleotides long. Its product is annotated as aspartic proteinase PCS1. Bases 588 to 1901 code for a protein of 437 amino acids. The transcript has a single exon. The record is from RefSeq and is a predicted model, not a curated record. Gene Ontology annotation, biological process: proteolysis. NCBI's taxonomy places the organism in Eukaryota, Viridiplantae, Streptophyta, Magnoliopsida, Solanales, Solanaceae. Gene Ontology annotation, molecular function: aspartic-type endopeptidase activity.